This is a messenger RNA of Ricinus communis (castor bean), 798 nucleotides long. RefSeq lists its product as uncharacterized. The transcript is spliced from 4 exons. Bases 1 to 798 code for a protein of 265 amino acids. NCBI's taxonomy places the organism in Eukaryota, Viridiplantae, Streptophyta, Magnoliopsida, Malpighiales, Euphorbiaceae. The record is from RefSeq and is a predicted model, not a curated record.
AUGGUAGCAUCUUAUGAGACAUGUGGGGUACAGGGACAUAUUACAAGUGAGUGUCAAUAUGCUGAGAUGUUAAUAGAGCAAGCUAACGCUCUCUAUAAAAACAACCAGCAAAGUAGACCCUAUGAUCCCUACUCCAACACUAACAAUGAAGGUUGGAAACAAAACCCAACAUUCUCUUACAAGAACACUCAAAAUCAGUUGAACCCACCACCACCACCACCUCAAAACAACUUCAAUCAUCCUCCAGGUCAUUUUCCUAGUAACACCGAGCAACCACCUAAGGAUCAAACUAAUGUUGUAACUUUAAGGAAUGGUAAAGAGCUAGAAGACUUUCCACUGAAGGUAGUUCAAAAGAAAGUAGUUGCAGUAGAAGAAGAGAUGGUUGAAGCUGAGAAGAUGAUAGAAAGGAAGAAAAUUGAAAAGAAGAAGGAGCCCAUUGUCAUUGAACUUUACAAGCCACCUAUGCCCUCCUAUGCUAAAUUCUUGAAGGAUAUGCUCUCUAACAAGAGGAAAAUCGAAGAGAAUGCAACAGUCUCACUGACAGCUGAAUGCAGUGCUAUAUUGCAGAACAAGCUUCCAAAGAAGCUAGGAGAUCCAGGGAGCUAUUCCAUUCCGGUCAAGCUAGGUGACAUCGAAAUAAAGAAGGCUUUAUGUGAUCUAGGGGCAAGUGUCAGUCUUAUGCCCCUAUCAAUUUGCAAGAAACUUCAGAUAGGUAUUCCUGAGGAUGUGCCACUUAGAGUUGGGAAAUUCUUCAUCCCUUGUGAUUUUGUGGUUAUGGAGAUGGAAGAAGAUGCGUAA